AUAUAAUAUAAUAAUAAGUCAAAAUAGAGUCGCCUUCGAUUGAUCCAUCCGUCCUGUGAUCACACUUUGCAUCUUUUAUUAUUUUCAGAGCAGCAUAUAAGUCCCAAGUGCCUAAAACCUUGGAUCCAUUCAACAAGCGCUAGUAUAGUAGAAUCAUGAAAUCCAACUUCAUUAUAUAGUAAAGUUAGUUCAUUGCUUGCCUGAACUAAUGCAAUCCGGUGAAACAAGUGUUUAUAAUAAGAAGUUAAAGCUCUCUUCUUCCUCCUCCUCCUCCAGCAUGCCUCAACCUCUUCCCAGUGAUGCCCAAGUCCCUUUUUCCAUCGACAACAUAGUAGAGUAUCCCUUGCCCGGUUAUGCCUCUCCGACUUGUGUUACUUUUAGUCCCGAUGAUAAUCUUAUAUCAUACCUGUUUAGUCCCGAUCAAUCAUUGAACAGAAAAGUCUUCAUCUUUGAUCUCACUACUUGUAAGCAACAACUCUUUUUUACCCCUCCUGAUGGUGGCCUUGGUGAAGAUAAUCUGUCCGAACAAGAGAAAUUCAGGAGGGAACGAUUGAGAGAGCGUGGUUUGGGAGUCACUAGCUACGAAUGGGUCAAAACAAGCUCCAAGAAGACCACAAUUAUGGUGCCUUUGCCUGCCGGGAUAUAUUUCAUGGAUCGUUCUCUACAACCACAGCUCAAGCUUUCUAGCGAUUCCUCCCCAAUCGUUGAUCCUCAUCUUUCUCCCGAUGGUACUAUGCUUGCUUAUAUAAAGAAUCACGAGCUACAUGCAUUAGAUCUUCUGUACAACAGGUCAAAACGUUUGACAUCUGGGGCUAAUGGUACCACAAAGAUGCAUGCUGUUGCCGAAUAUAUAGCACAGGAAGAGAUGGACCGGAAGAAUGGCUACUGGUGGUCACCAGACAGCAAAUGCAUAGCAUUUACAGAAGUAGAUUCAUCUGAGAUACCUCUUUACAGAAUUAUGCACCAGGGUAAGAGUACAGUUGGUUUAGAGGCUCAAGAAGAUCAUGCUUACCCUUUUGCCGGGGCCUCAAAUGUCAAGGUCCGCCUCGGAGUUGUACCUGUAAUCGGAGGACCGGUGACCUGGAUGGAUCUUAGCUGCGGGGGUGACGGAAACACCGAUGAAGAAUAUCUGGCUCGAGUCAACUGGAUGCGUGGAAAUAUUCUUGUUACACAAAUAUUAAACAGGUCUCAUUCCAAAUUGAAACUUCUCAAGUUUGAUAUUAAAACAGGCCAAGGAAAGUGUAUCUUGGUUGAAGAACAUGAAAUGUGGGUCAACCUACAUGAUUGCUUCACACCUUUGGAUAAAGGAGGUGGUUUUCUCUGGGCUAGUGAAAAAACAGGAUUUAGACAUCUUUAUCUGCAUGAUGAAGAUGGCUUCUGCAUUGGACCAAUAACACAAGGUGAAUGGAUGGUGGAGCAGAUUGUGGGGGUAAAUGAAGCAUCGGGUUUCAUAUACUUCACUGGAACGUUAGACGGCCCUUUGGAGUGCCAUCUGUAUCGUGCUAAACUGUUCCCACAGAACCCUGUUGAAAAGCCGGUCAAGUUGACCCGUGAAAAGGGUAAGCAUGUGGUGGUACUUGAUCACAAGAUGCAGAAAUUUGUGGAUAGUUAUGAUUCUCUCGAUUCUCCACCUAGAGUAUUACUUUGCUCCUUGCAUGAUGGAAGCCUGAUUAUGUCCCUUUAUGAGCAACAACCGUCUACAAUUCCAAGAGUCAAGAAGCUGCAACUCGAGCCUCCAAAAAUUUAUCAAAUUCAAGCAAAAGAUGGUACCGUUCUAUAUGGGGCUUUAUAUAAGCCUGAUGAAGAAAAGUUUGGACCUCCACCAUAUAAUACCAUGAUUUCCAUGUAUGGUGGACCAGGUGUACAGCUUGUCAGUGAUUCAUGGGCUAACACUGUUGAUAUGAGAGCUCAGUAUUUAAGAAGUAAAGGCAUCCUAGUAUGGAAGAUGGAUAACAGGGGUAGCUCGCGGCGAGGACUAGCAUUUGAAGCUGCGCUGAAGCACAAUUUUGGGCGUUUUGAUGCCGAGGAUCAGGUUUCUGGAGCCGAAUGGCUAAUAAAAGAAGGGCUGGCAAAUUCAGGUCACAUUGGACUCUAUGGGUGGAGCUAUGGUGGGUACCUCUCUGCCAUUACUCUCUCAAGGUUUCCUGAUGUUUUCAAGUGUGCUGUUUCGGGUGCACCUGUGACCUCAUGGGAUGGGUAUGAUUCCUUUUACACUGAAAAGUACAUGGGAACGCCCGAGGAGAACGAAUCCGGUUAUUCAUUUGGUUCGGUAAUGAAUCAUGUGAGCAAGCUGGAUGGUAAGUUGUUGUUGGUUCAUGGGUUGAUCGAUGAAAAUGUGCACUUCAGGCAUACUGCAAGGCUCGUGAAUGCAUUGGUGGGAGCUCGAAAAGGUUACGAGUUGUUGAUAUUUCCUGACGCACGACAUAUGCCUCGCCCUCUUAAGGAUCGGCUUUACAUGGAAGAAAGAAUUUGGGACUUCAUACAAAGGAGUUUAUGAAUGAAGUAUGAUAUAGCCUCUUUAGGUGUUUUUAGGAACCCAACCCUUUUUCUAUAGUAUAUUCCUUUUCUCAUUGUUCCCUUAAACACCAUAAGGAAUCGCAGAGUUCAUACAAGUUAUAUUGA
Molecule: messenger RNA, 2622 nt
Organism: Erigeron canadensis
Lineage: Eukaryota; Viridiplantae; Streptophyta; Magnoliopsida; Asterales; Asteraceae
Product: dipeptidyl aminopeptidase 4
Exons: 6
Coding region: 209-2497 (762 amino acids)
Biological process (GO): proteolysis
Molecular function (GO): dipeptidyl-peptidase activity; serine-type peptidase activity
Source: RefSeq, a predicted model, not a curated record